AUGGGAUUCGUGCUGAUAUUGUUAACAUCGCUGCUCAGUGGCGUGCUUGGAUACCUGCGAUGCAAAUACAACUACUGGCAGAUAAAUGGGGUGAAACAGCUGCGGGCCCACUUCCUCUUCGGGCAUUUCUUCAAGAUGAAGUCCGUGCGCUUAACGGAACUCCUACAGGAGACAUACGAUGCCUUUAAGGGUAGUGCUCUGGUGGCAGGAACAUACGUAUAUCUACGACCCAUAGCCGUCAUCUUGGACUUGGACCUAGCCAAAAUGAUACUGAUUGAGGACUUUGACAAGUUUGUGGACCGCCGAAACUUUCACAAGGAGCCCUUGAUGGACAAUCUCUUCAAUGCUCAGUGCGAGGAGUGGUGUACGCUGAGAAAAAAGCUGACGCCAAUGUUCUCGAGCGGAAAUUUGAAAUGUAUAUUCGGAACGAUCACAGAAGUUGCACGGAAUCUAGAGGAGAGCUUUCAGGAGUUGGUUGGCACCCAAGGAGGUGUUCUCGAUGUGCAUGAUCUGUUGGAUCGCUUCAGCAUGGAUGCCUCUGCCACAUGUGCCUUUGGUAUCCAUUUCAAUAGCCUCAAGGAUCCGCAGGUGGAGUUUCGAGUGAACGGACGUAAGAUCUUUCACCACAGCGAUGACGGUAUUCGUUGGCGCAUCUUUAAAUUCUUGUAUUGGAGCGUCUUGGCAAAACUAAAGCUCUCCGUGCGGUUCUAUGACAAAAUCAUCGCAGACUUUUUUACACGCAUCGUCAGGGAGAAGCUGGAGUUAAGGCAAGAGUUAAGGCACAAUAUCAAGAGAAAUGACUUCUUGGAGCUUUUAAUGGCAUCGAAAGAUGACAAUGACUUGACUCUGGAGCAGCUAACACCCCAUGCCUUUGACUUCUUUGUGUCUGGCUAUGAGACCAGCUCCAGCACCAUGUCUUGUGCUCUCUUUGAGCUCGCCAAGCAUCCAUCGGUGCAGCAGAAACUGAGAAAUGAGAUCACUGGGAUUCUGCACAAGCACGCGCCAAAUCUGACCUAUGAAGCCGUGCAGGAGAUGCGCUACUUGGACCAGACAAUCACAGAAACACUGCGCAAGUACCCGGCCCUGGCCUCCCUGACACGAAUCGCCGCCGAGGACUAUACGGUUCCCACCGCCUCUGGAGACAUUCCCUUGGUUCUAGAUAAGGGCACCAUCGUUUAUAUACCCGUCCGUGCCAUACACUACGAUUCAGAGAUCUAUCCCGAACCGACAAUAUUCCGGCCGGAACGGUUUGAGACCUCCACCUGCCUUCAGCGCCAUUCCAUGGCUUUUCUUGGCUUUGGCGAUGGGCCACGCCAUUGCAUAGGUCAGCAAUUCGGCCGAAUGCAGAUUAAAAUUGGACUCAUCGCGUUGCUAACGAAAUAUCAGUUCAGUUCUGUGCCUGGAUUCCCAGACGAGCUGCCGAUAAGCAAAGGGAAUGUGAUACUCAGACCUAGGCAAGGGGUUCUAUUGAAAGUGCAUCGAGUGCCGGAAUAAACAAAAGGCCAGCCAAGCGGUGCGAUAACACCUGCGCAACAUUCGACUCCACUGAAAGGGGAUCUUGUGAAUGUCCGAUCAGAAAAACAAGGGUCUUCGGUUGCAAACGAAUGCUCGCCCGAUCUGCUCGAAAUAAUCAGAAAAGUGUUUCUAUUAAUCUAAACAAGAGAAUGCUUUGAAUAAACAAACUGCCCUGCCA
Molecule: messenger RNA, 1693 nt
Organism: Drosophila persimilis
Lineage: Eukaryota; Metazoa; Arthropoda; Insecta; Diptera; Drosophilidae
Gene: Cyp6a16
Product: cytochrome P450 6a22
Exons: 2
Coding region: 1-1494 (497 amino acids)
Molecular function (GO): monooxygenase activity; heme binding; iron ion binding
Source: RefSeq, a predicted model, not a curated record